AUGACUUAUAGAUUGAGCUCAACUCUACUGGGGCAUGAACAAGAUGUCAAAAGUUUGGCUAACACAACAAUUGACUCAAAUCCAGUUUUAAUUUCAGUUUCAAGAGAUUCAACUACAAGAGUAUGGAAUAAUCCGAAUAUUACAUCUAAUGAUUCAACAAUAAUUUUCAAUUCUCCAUCAAAAGCAUUCAUAAACUCUACUGCUGUUAUAGAACGUGAAAAUGGGGAAAAGUUAAUAGCUAGUGGAGGACAAGAUGCAAUAAUAUAUUUAAGUGAUUUAAAUGAUAAUUUUGAUCAAGAUAGUAAAUAUCAAUUAAUUGGUCAUCAAGGUAAUGUAUGUGCCAUGAAUUUUAAAAAUAAUGAGUUAAUAUCUAGCUCAUGGGAUGGAACUGCAAUUGUUUGGAAUUUAAAUGAAUUUAUACCCAAAUAUAUUUUAAAAAAACAUGAAUCAUCAGUUUGGGAUUGUAAAAUAAUUGAAAAAGAUAAAUAUAUCACUGCAUCAGCUGAUAAGACUAUAAAACUAUGGCAUGGUGAUCAUGUAGUAAGAGAAUUUAUUGGACAUCUGGAUGUAGUGAGAAAAUUACUAGUCUUACCGGGAUCAAAUCAAUUUGUAUCAAGUUCAAAUGAUGGAACAAUCAAAAUAUGGGACUUAAACACAGGAUCUAACAUAGCGACUUUGGUUGGACAUGAUUCUUUUGUUUAUGAUUUAGCACUAUUGUCAAAUGGAAACUUAGUAUCUACUGGUGAAGAUAGAACAGUAAGGGUAUGGGAUUUGAACGCUAGAAAGGUUUCACAAGUUAUUACAUUGCCAUGUAUAUCCGUUUGGUGCGUAACUACAUUUCAACAAGGCAAUGAUUUUGCUGUCGGGGGAUCUGAUAACCUAAUACGUACAUUCACACAAGAUCCAGAACGAAUUGCUUCUGAAAGUGAAAUUAAAAAAUUUAUUGAAGCUGUUCAAUCUUCUUCUAUAUCUGAACAGUCAUUAGAUGAUUUAAAGAAAACUGACAUUCCAGGAAUCGAUGUUUUACAAAAACCAGGUAAAAAUGAAGGAUCUACUAUAAUGGUAAAAACAAACGAUGGAACAAUUGAAGCUCAUCAAUGGUCAGGUGGUGAAUGGCAUAAAAUUGGAGAUGUAGUUGGAGGAGCUUCGAAAUCAGGUAAAAAACAGGAAUAUCAAGGUAAAAUGUAUGAUUAUGUUUUUGAUGUUGAUAUUAAAGAUGGUGAACCACCUUUAAAAUUACCUUAUAAUUUAAAUGAAAAUCCAUAUGUUGUUGCUGAAAAAUUCCUUGCAGAUAAUGAAUUACCAAGUUCUUAUACUGAGGAAGUAGUUCAAUUUUUAGAGAAAAAUACUGAAGGAGCAAAACUUGAUGAAAAUGUUGCACCAACCACACAAACUGGGGAACCUCAAAGAACGAUUGAUCCUUAUUCUGAUGCUUAUGUUAGAGAACAACGAAAAUCAAAAACUUUACUGGUUAUUCCUGAAAAAGCAUUCAUAUUGUUUAAAGAGUUCAAAAAGGAUUCAAUAAUAAAUGGGUUAAAGAAAUUAAAUGCCAAUCAGACAAAAGAUAAAUUUGUUGAUGAUGAUAUACAACAUAUAAAUGAUUUAUUAUCAGAUUUAUCAUCUCAAGAUGCUGUUGAAAUUAUUUCUGAUUAUGCUCUUCAAAUUAUAGCAAAUUGGGAUGUUAAUUCAAAAUUAAUUGGUUUUGAUUUAUUAAGAUUAAGUAUUCCUAAAGUUACUGCUGUUGAUUUUUUACAUGAAAAAUCACCAACUGAAACUAUAAAUAAUGAAAUAAUAGCAGGUUUAACAGCAAUUGGACCUUCAAAUUCUGCGUUAUUAAUGAUGGUAUUAAAAGUUUUGAGUAAUUUUAUAAAUAGUGCUGGAUUUAUUCAAGCAUAUAUGGAUCCUGUUGGAACUAACUCAUCAUUAUAUCAAUAUAAUGAAAUAUUUGAAGAAAUAUUGAAAUUAAUUUUAAACAAAUGUAAUAUCAUCGAUACUACUAAUAAGUUAUAUUCAUCAGCCAUAGUUUCAUUGGCCACAUUCAUAUACAAUUUAUCUGUUGUUCAACUCAAAACUACUGGAUUAAAAGUAAGAUCAGAAGAAUCAGCAAAACCUAUUUUACAAUUAAUAAAUUCUGUAGGUCUGCAAAUUAUUGGUUCUUCAAAUGAAGCUGCUUAUAGAUUAUUAAUCGCUUAUGGAAACUUCAAAUUCAGUGAAGCUUAUGGUAAAAAUAGUAAAGCUCCUGAAUGGUUAAAUAAAGCUUUAGAAAAUUAUGGAAACGAAACUAGAUUUCAAACUUUAAAGACAGAUUUGGAGAAUAUUUUUUGA
Molecule: messenger RNA, 2325 nt
Organism: Lodderomyces pseudojiufengensis
Lineage: Eukaryota; Fungi; Ascomycota; Pichiomycetes; Serinales; Debaryomycetaceae
Gene: DOA1
Product: Doa1p
Exons: 1
Coding region: 1-2325 (774 amino acids)
Biological process (GO): proteasome-mediated ubiquitin-dependent protein catabolic process; ubiquitin recycling
Cellular component (GO): nucleus; cytoplasm
Molecular function (GO): ubiquitin binding
Source: RefSeq, a predicted model, not a curated record